Messenger RNA from Homarus americanus (American lobster), 1565 nucleotides. RefSeq names its product neurogenic protein big brain-like. Gene Ontology annotation, molecular function: water channel activity. Gene Ontology annotation, cellular component: plasma membrane. NCBI's taxonomy places the organism in Eukaryota, Metazoa, Arthropoda, Malacostraca, Decapoda, Nephropidae. The annotation marks the transcript as partial. The transcript is spliced from 5 exons. Gene Ontology annotation, biological process: transmembrane transport. The record is from RefSeq and is a predicted model, not a curated record.
CUCAGAGCCACGUCGUCUGGGUACAUUGGUGACCUAGGAGCCACGGGGGUGUCUCAGGUCAUCUCCCCCUGGCAGGGUCUGGGGCUGGAGUUCCUGUUGACCUUCGUGGUGGUGUUUGUCUUCUUCGCCUCCGUCAACCCCUACAGGAGGAACUUCGGUAACCCUGCUGUGGCCAUCGGCCUCGCCUACCUCGCCUGCACACUUGUCGGACUGCCUCUGACGGGCGCUUCAAUGAACCCAGCUCGCUCCCUGGGUCCUGCCUUCGUCAAAAACAAAUGGGACGCACACUGGGUGUACUGGGUGGCUCCUCUGCUAGGAGGGGUGACUGCUGGCCUCAUCUACGAGUACAUCUUCAACCCUCAUAGACUCCCACGCUCACGCAAGGACUCCAUCGAUGGAGAUUCAUCUAGUGUUGGGAGUGAUGAAGAUCCAUAUGAUGAGUGUUCCAAACCUCCACCGCGCUACAACUACAAUGCCCUCCGAGCCCAACACUAUGACCAGUACCGACCCGCCAAUACCUCCAACACUACCUCCCCCUUAGGCUAUCCAGUAAGCAUGUAUGGGCAUGCAGGGACUCCUUCUGUGUACAAUGCCUCUACAUACAAAUAUGAAAAUGGCUACACCACCAACAAAGAUGAUAUUUAUUCUGGUUCCAAGAGUCUGUAUGCCAAGUCUCCGCCGAUGCCACGUUCUACAUCUCUCAACCGUUCCCAGUCUGUCUAUACCAAGCCACCACCACCUCGCAUGGACAACUAUUCCAGGAAUCUUGCUCAGUCGCAGAGUCUGUGCCCCAAGCCUUCUGCCGGAUUCACUGCUCUGUCCCACUCAGACAGUAUAUACAAGAACAACCCUCGCCAGGACACACUCUAUGUCACAAGUAAAUCUGGGAUUGUUAAGCCAGAGCCGGUCUAUGGUACAGCAACCUACACCAAGCAGAAUGACUCGGGUGACUCAAACUAUUCAACGUACCGAGGCUCUGCCAGUUACAGCUCGUCACGCUCUUCUAACCCAGGCCCACCAAUACCCAUGAGUCGUACUCGCAUUGACAAUCUCACUCCCAAUUCAGUUGCUUCAGCCCACUCUGGUCAUGCAACACCAAGCUCUACAACUUUGUGCUACUCUCCUAAUCCCCAGUAUUGAAAUCUGAAUAGAGAUUGUAGAUGUGUCUUCAAUGAGGCAUAAGCUAUGACGGUUCUUGAAGCUUUCGGUAGUCAUGCUACUAAUGACAUAGAAUUUUCUUCAUCAAAUAAGCACCAGAAUUUGUGAGGUCAAACAUCAGUAUAGUUUAGAAUAUGAGGAAAAUUUAAUGUGAAUGUAUUGCUGUAAAAAAUAAACUUAUUUGUACUGAAAGUGGAACUUAUAUUUUAAAGACAGUUUUUUUACAUAACAGAUGCAGUCAAACUCUCCUCAAUACAUAGAGCCAACUGAUAUUUUCUAAUUAAAUUUACUGGUUUGUGAACUCCACUACAGGUUCGAAUGUUUGAAAAUUGUGUGCUUCCAUGAUGAUGCUUCAUAUUUAGGGCUUUCCAAAAGCCUACAUACAGUGUAGAUAGUUUUUAUGAUAU